Olea europaea var. sylvestris is the source of this 1148-nucleotide messenger RNA. RefSeq names its product probable ATP synthase 24 kDa subunit, mitochondrial. NCBI's taxonomy places the organism in Eukaryota, Viridiplantae, Streptophyta, Magnoliopsida, Lamiales, Oleaceae. The transcript is spliced from 7 exons. The record is from RefSeq and is a predicted model, not a curated record. Gene Ontology annotation, biological process: pollen development. Bases 108 to 839 code for a protein of 243 amino acids.
UUCUAUCCCCCAAACGAAGAAGAAAAUUAACUAGUCAGCUGAAAACCAGAAAGGAAACACCAUAACUCGUAAGAGUGAGACUCAGAAAGUUGCUUUUCCAACCCAAAAUGCCUUUGGCCUCUCGCUUUCUCUAUAGAUCCACUCGCCAGGUGUAUACUGGGCAUAUGAUCCUGCAACCGGAGCAGGCGAGUUCUGCUCGUUCAUUUGCCAAAGCCACUGGUUCUGCUCCCUCUGCUCUGAAGGGUGAUGAGAUGUUGAAGGGAAUUUUUCUGGAGGUGAAAAAGAAAUUUGAGACAGCCCUUGGGAUUCUCCAAAAAGAGAAGAUCACCAUAGAUCCUGAUGAUCCUGCUGCUGUGUCUGAAUAUGCCAGAGUCAUGAAGACUGUAAGACAGAAAGCUGAUCUGUUUUCAGAGUCACAGAGGAUCAAAUACACUAUCGAGUCACGAACACAGGGUAUUCCGGAUGCUCGAUCUUAUUUACUGGCAUUGAAGGAGAUUAGGAUCAAGAGGGGCCUUACUGAUGAACAGGGUGCAGAGGCUAUGAUGAUGGAUGCAUUGGAAAAAGUUGAGCAAGAACUAAAGAAACCACUUAUGAGGAAUGAUAAGAAGGGAAUGGCCCUCCUAAUGACAGAAUUUGAUAAGAUCAACCAAAAACUUGGCAUACGUAGAGAAGAUCUGCCCAAAUACGAAGAACAGUUGGAAUUCAAAAUAGCAAAAGCUCAGCUGGAGGAGCUGAAGAAGGAUGCUCUUGAAGCAAUGGACACUCAGAAGAAGCGGGAGGAGUUCAAAGAUGAAGAAAUGCCCAACGUGAAGUCAUUAGACAUCCGAAACUUCAUCUGAGACUAAAAUUUUCUUCGAACUUUAUUUCUUUUCUUUCGACCUUCAGUGAUCUCCUCAUACGAUUUAAAGGAGAUAUCGUGCUACUGACAGAUUGAAGAGUAUCGAAGACAUAAUAAAGUCUUGUUAUUAAUAAUGGUACGGCAGAAAAUUUGUCUGCAUACGUAUUGAAUCUUGGUUAAUACGUUGCAACGUUUCUUGUUUUUCUGUAUGCCGUUCUUGAGGCCAACACCAAUUCUACUGUAUUUAUACUUGAAAAGUGGAGCUUGUAUUUCCAUUUCUAAUCUUUAACUCCCUAUUGUGACCAGACCA